Messenger RNA from Lottia gigantea (owl limpet), 480 nucleotides. RefSeq lists its product as hypothetical. The transcript has a single exon. The coding region runs from base 1 to 480 and encodes 159 amino acids. Lineage: Eukaryota; Metazoa; Mollusca; Gastropoda; Lottiidae. The record is from RefSeq and is a predicted model, not a curated record.
AUGACAGGAAUGAUGGUAACAGUUUUACUUCUUUCAAAAAGAAAGACUUGGGGAUUAAAAGACGUAAAACGUGGUCAUAAGUGGACUUUUUCCAAGAAGCGUUUUCAAUGCUCAGAAAAGAAGAAAGUUUAUCUUCAUGAUAGAUACUGCCAACAAAAGAGUAAAGCAUACAAUUUAAUAUUAAAUCUAAGAAGGAAAGAAUCGGGUAAAACUAAGAAAGUAGCCUACGAAAAUUAUUUAAGAUUUCAUUGCUAUCUGAAGUACAAAACUAUAUUAAAACCUGAAUUGAAACAUAAGUAUGAAGCUGUAUUAAAACCUGGAUUGAAACAGAAGUAUGAAACCGUAUUAAAACCUGAAUUGAAACAGAAGUAUGAAGCUAUAUUAAAACCUGAAUUAAAACACAAAUAUGAAACUAUAUUAAAACCUGAAUUGAAACAGAAGUAUGGAGCUAUAUUAAAACCUGAAUUAAAACACAAAUAA